This is a messenger RNA of Physella acuta, 5138 nucleotides long. RefSeq names its product polyhomeotic-like protein 2. The record is from RefSeq and is a predicted model, not a curated record. Gene Ontology annotation, molecular function: chromatin binding; histone binding; zinc ion binding. Lineage: Eukaryota; Metazoa; Mollusca; Gastropoda; Physidae. Gene Ontology annotation, cellular component: nucleus; PRC1 complex. Gene Ontology annotation, biological process: negative regulation of DNA-templated transcription.
GUUCAUUGUUCCUUUGCAAAGCUGGUUAGCAAAUAUAUAUUGUAAUUCGACAUUAAACUAUUAUUUUUAAUGUCUCUAACUGUGCAUGUGACUUGAUUCUUUGCGGUUUCAUAAUAUUUUUGUGGAUUAUGUACGAACAUUAUCUGCUUGGAUCUACACUGUACAAUUUGUUUAUUUACCUUACCACCACCGCCACCAACUGCACCGUGUACCAGUAAAAAAAAAUCGAAGCCAAUGUGUAUGCUUUAAUCGAAGCGCAUGUCUUCACCAAAGUGACAUGACUCGAUGGAUGAAAAAAUACUGAAAUCUAAAAUUCAUCUUGACACUGUUCAUUUAAUCUAGUGUGAAGAAAACAGAUACAUUUGUCAUAAAGUUUCAAAACCAUUCUCUAUGAUGGCUGACCAACAACAACAACAGCAACAACAGAAUCUACCUCAGCCUCAACAGCAGCAACAGCCUGUGUCACAACAGCCCACCCCACAACCCCAGGCACAAAACCCACCCCAGCAACAGCCCCAAAUGGUGCAGCAGUCAGCACAGCAACAACAACAACAUCAACAGCAGCAGGCACUUCAACAGCAGAUUCAGCAGCAGACGCGAGUCUCCACUGUAGGGACCCUACCCCUGCAGGGCAUGGUUGUCCCCCAGGCCCCCACCCCCCAACCAACCCUCACGGCCGCUGCCAACACCAUGCGAGCCCAGAACACGCCCCUCCCCCAGCUUCAAGUCAUCAGUCAGCCCAUGCACGGACAACCCUACUUCUCACAGUACCAGCCCUUUGUUCUUCAAAAUGCCAAUGCAUUAGCCAUGCAGAUGAAUCAGAUCAACUUUGCCAUGCAGCAGCAGCAACAACAACAACAACAGCAGCAACAACAGCAGCAGCAACAACAGCAAAGAACUGCAACCAGUGCCAACCCUGGCAGCCCAGGUGGAAUUCUCUCCCCUACUGCUGCCUCCCAGAUGCCCACCCACAUGUCCCUGGGAAACGGCAACAACCUGAUUUCUGGCACCAUGCAGGGCAUGCUGACCCAGGGAGCUGUCUCCAACACCAGCACCAAGGGUCAGGGCAAUGGCACCAAAGGUCAGGCAGGUCAAGGCCAGAGCAACACUGCUGCCAUAGCUUCCAUGGUUGCCAAGCAACAGACAGUGCUGCCAGCCCAGCAGAAUGCAGCAGCCCCCAUGGUUCUGGGCCAGAUUGGUGUUUUCUCCAGUCAAGCUAAUCCCAACCUGGCCAAUAAUUUUGUCCCGCAGUGUACAGUAAGCACGCACCAAGGUGGAAUUCGUUUGAACCAAACCCAGAUGGUCAACAGCGCCGGUCAGAUCAUCACCUCCCAGCCCAUGCAGAACAUACUGACCAGUCAGGCCAUCAUGCAGGCCAUGGCCAACUUGCAGAUGCAGCAGGGAAUUCCCAUAGCCACGGCCCCUGGCCAUCAGCAGAUUAUCAAUCAAGGCCAGUCUCAGAUGCCAACCAUAUUUGCGGGUCAGAACUUCUUGAUCCGUACACCAGGCACCAUCCAGCAGCAGCCCAUCACAGUGACCAGCAUGCAAGCCUUCACUGGCAUGAAACCUCAGCAGCAACCAGUACAACAACAGCAGACUGGGAAGCAAACCAAUGCCUCUGGGAAAGUGAUGCUACCCUCUGUCCCUCGCAGCCCAGUCACUGCCAAAAUACAACCCAACGUCUCCCAGCAGGCCAAGCUCAGUGUCCCGGCUGUUCAGAGAACGCCCAAGUCCAGGCCCAAAGCCCAGCCUAAAACUGCCACCUGCACGGCCACCGUGUUCCCCUCUGCCCAGUCCAAGUCUGGCAUCCUGUCCAGCACGGUGACCACCACCACGUCCUCCACCACCACUCUGGUCGUCUCACUACCCACCGCCACCGCGCCCAUCGUUUCAUCUUCAGCUGUCACUCCUCUCAUCUCUGACGCCAAGGAUUCCAAACAACCCAUGCCAGCCAUCCCCCAGCUAAACACCCAGGCCUUGACAGCCAAGGUGCCACCAGAUCCUCCUGAAGUUAAGUUUGAAGUAAACAAGGUACAGACGCCCACAACAACCGACUCAUCAUCACUCAGAGAAAAGAUCAAAGCCACUGUGGCCUCCUCCACCGUGACCACCAGCAUCUCCCCCCACACGGGCAACAAGCCCAGCACCCCCGUCAGUGGUGGCGCCACCCUCCCUCCUGUCAGACACCACCCAGACCAGGCGCUGAAAGUCACCAUAGACAACAUCACCAUGGAAGAAAAACCAGUGGUGCAUGACAUGGCCAAACAGGCCAGCAUGAUUGACCCUGUGGCCAUGGAUGCGGCCGGCUUGACCACUCUGAUCAAAGAGACGAAGCCCCUGACAGUGCUGGAGCCAUCCCAUCACCCACCUGUUAUAGAGAAACAGAGAGCCAUCGUCAAGCCACAGAUACUCACACACUACAUAGAAGGUUUUAUUAUACAGGAGGGACCUGAGCCUUUCCCGGUUCAGCAGUCUACCCUGUUACAAGAGUUUAUACCACCAAAAGCCAGUUUGCAGCAGGUGAAGGAGUCUGAGGAGGAAGCCACCAGCUAUGAUGAUGAACCACCCACUCUUCUCAGUCAAGUGGAUGCCCACCUGUCCAGCACACAGCUCCUCAGCCACAUUCCCCAAAACGCCAACGAGCAGGAACAGAAAUCUUCCAUCAAGGUCCUCAAGUGUGAGCUGUGCCAGAAAGUGGCGCCAGCCUCCACAUUCAACAACUCUCGCAGGUUCUGUUCCCUCACCUGCUCCAAGCGACAUAGUGUCAGUCAUUCCAGACGUGUGGGUCUGUUAAAAUCUAGAGGUACCUCCCGUAAAAGAAAACAUAUUCUGGCACGUAAGAACUGGCGUGUCAGCAAGGGUGGCAGGCUUUCUUACGCCCUGGCAUCCAACAACAGUAGCAGUAACCAUGACAACAAUGAAGAUAGCAACACAGCUCCUGUGGGGGAUGAGAUGAGCAGCUCUAACAGUGCCCAGGACACCAGCUCCUCUGCUGCCUCACCCUCCAGGUCUCAAGAUUUUGAGAUGGACGUCGACGCUAACAUUCCAAGAACUGACCCAGGGAAAUGGACGGUGACUGAAGUCUAUGACUUCAUCCAGUCCAUGCCAGGGUGUCGUGAAUACGCUGAAGAGUUCAGGUCCCAGGAGAUUGACGGCCAGGCCUUACUCUUGCUAAAAGAAGACCAUCUCAUGACUGCCAUGAAUAUUAAACUGGGGCCAGCGUUAAAGAUCUGUUCCAAGAUUAAUUCUCUUAAAUCUGACAACACACCGUCAUAGCAAAUCUUACCUCCGCUGUUUUCAUUUCGAUAGCGAUGAUGCCUGGAUUUUUCUGGAACACACUUAAGUGAUAGAGGUAUACCUGGAGAAAUCGUCAGGUGGAUGUGUAAAUAGUCAUUCUGUUUAAAUUAGUUACAAUCAUAAUUCAUUGCGUUAUUCACUGCCUCAACUGGAUUACUGACUUGCUGUUUACUGGAAGUGUGAACUGUGUUGUGACUAUCAAGAUUCUAGUUGUGAACAAUUUGUGCAACUCAUAAUGUGAAAACUUUUUUUUUAAAUAUUUAUUCAUGUGUUCCUGUAAAGCUAAUGUACAUUUUUUUUUUCUUGUUGGUUGCAUUGUUUUUAAAAACUUGUUUUGUUUCAUUGUUGGAAACAUUUUUAAGAAUUAUAUUUUUUUAAUUACCCUGCCCAUGAUGGUAAGAUUAUUGGUUGAAAAUGUUAAAUUUUUACAAACACAUUUGAUUUAUUGGAACCUACUUGAGAUAUUUUGGCACAAUAUUAAAACUUAUAUAUUAACACUGCCCUUAUAUAGACCUUUAUUUAUUUCUCUAUUCAUGCCCAUUAGAUUUCCCCUUUUUUGGGAUCUGAUAAUUAACCCUUAUCUGCUGAGAGUUUGUUGCAGAAAGUUAACAUGUUACACUAGUUAAAUUCUAUAAUUCAGGACAUUUUGUAUAGACUAUUAGCAAUAAUUAUAUUUCUUUAACUAUUCAUUUAAAUAGAUAUUAAAUUAGCUACUUUUUUUUUUAAGAAGUAUAAACAGCAUCUUCAUAUAUAUUGCGAUUAUAAAAAUGCAUUUACAAGAAAAAGCGGUAAUAGUGAAUUCCUUGUAGUUUUUUUAUAAAGUUAGUUUUCAUGCAAUCAAUUGCUCAAAAUUAAAAUGAUACAGUAUAAAACAUUUGUCAGUAAUAGUUGACUUUUUGGUGAUUAUAUUGCAACCCAAAAAAUAUAUAUGGGUUUUUGACAUUUUUGAAAAGCCUCAAGAAAUUUUUCGAAGUUAGUAUGGAAAAAAAGUGAAGUAAAUGCAUAUUUUACAUUGUGCCUAAGGUUUUAAUUUGCAUAAUUUUAACUUAUCUUGGUAAACAUUUGAUUCAUGAAUGAAAUGGUUCUGUAUAUAUGUCAAACCUGUUUUUUUUUAAUCCGCCAAUCUCAGGCCACAUGUCCCUGUUAACUUACAAAUUAUGCAGAUUACUUGUUGUCUUUGUAUCAGGAUAUUUUUUAACUGGCUUGCCAGGCCAAACUGGCAAGCUAGACCAAACUCACUUGCCAGGUCAGACAUUUUUACUAGUGUGUAAAGCCAGACUGUACAUAGUGUAUAUAUUUUUUUUUAACAUUUUGUUCUUGACCCAUGUUGGGUAACUCAAUACAUCAUCUCUGGUCUUAACUAGGUCCUGCCCAGAUAUUGAAAAAUAAUUCUUGGACCCAGGCUAACAUCAAGAAAUGUUCUUAAAGAGGUGGUUAUUUGUGUAUGUUGUGAAGCUUGUUUUUAAAGACACUUUUGUUAGCCCCUGGGAGUGUUAGCAAGUUACAUGUCCUGAAUCUCUUGUUUAAUGGAAGCUUUACCAGGUCCACUUGCCAAAUGUUUUUUUUUGUUUUGUUUUUUUAUUGUAUGUAACAAGUAAACAAUUCUCAAUUCAAUUUUUUAUUUUUUUUAUUUUUGUGUGUGUGUGUGUCAAAGGACAACCCAAACACUAUCUAGUUCUAGUGCUAAGAUUAAAAAAAAUUAGUACCUAUGUGUUCAAUACAAAAAACACCUUAAAAAUGUCAUAAGUUUUUUUACAAAGGUUAAAAUUAAUUAAUAGGACUAGCUGUGAAACAUCCCCUAAUCCACCAAACUCUGACAAGUACUUGACUUAGGACAGUAA